GGGCAGCGCUAUCCUCGUCAAUUCAUUUGUCUUUAACCAAUUUGUCCAGCUAGUGGAACACGUGGGAAGCCACAAAACACCGCGAUUGACCUAAUUUUUUUUUUUUGCCCUAAAUAUUUAUUCCGCAACUUCUCACCCACGUCCGCUCUACUUUCCCACAGGAGAAACUUUGCGCUAAUAUGACCAAAAUCUUGCUAGCAUGCAGCGUCGUACAGUCUCUGAGAGCAGGGAGUGUUGUUGGCAGAAGAGUUGGAAACACGUUGCCUUGGCUGAGAUUUCAAGCUGCUAAACUCUUCAGCGUGAAGGCUCAGACAGCGCACCUGGUUUUGGAGGAUGGCACCAGAAUGAAAGGUUUUUCCUUUGGGCGCGAUGUGUCUGUAGGUGGGGAACUCGUGUUUAACACCGGCCUGGUGGGGUAUCCUGAGGCCCUGACUGACCCGAGCUACAGAGGUCAGAUUCUGACGCUGACCUACCCAAUCGUGGGGAACUAUGGGGUUCCAAACACCCAGGACCUGGAUGAGCUGGGUCUGAGAAAACAUGUGGAGUCAGAGCGCAUCCAGGUAUCGGGUCUACUGGUUCAAGACUACAGCCAUGAGUACAGCCACUGGAACUCUGUCAAGUCUCUGGGUCAAUGGCUACACGAGGAGAAGGUUCCUGCGCUGUUUGGGGUGGACACCAGAAUGCUGACCAAGAUCAUCAGAGAUAAGGGCACAGUUUUGGGGAAGAUUGAAUUUGAUGGACAGCCUAUUGAGAUAUCAGACCCCAACCAGAGGAACCUUGUAGCAGAGGUGUCAACCAAGGAAACACAAGUCUUUGGAAAAGGAAACCCAAUUAAAGUGGUGGCUGUUGAUUGUGGCAUUAAACACAACAUUAUUCGCCUGUUGGUUAAGCGGGGUGCUGAGGUCCACCUUGUGCCAUGGGACCAGGAAUUGCUGAGCCUAGACUAUGAUGGCUUAUUCAUCUCUAAUGGACCAGGAGACCCAGCUGUGGUCGAGACACUCAUCCAGAAUAUCCGCAAGGUGCUGGAAAGCGAUCGAACCCAACCAGUGUUUGGGAUCUGUAUGGGAAACCAGAUCACUGCUCUGGCUGCAGGAGCUAAGUCGUACAAACUGCCUAUGGGCAACAGAGGCCAGAACCAGCCAGUGCUGAAUGUGAUGACGGGCCAGGCCUUCAUUACAGCGCAGAACCACGGCUACGGCAUAGACAGCGAGUCCCUGCCCCCCGGGUGGAGGCCGCUGUUCAUCAAUGCCAAUGAUGGCACCAAUGAGGGCAUCAUGCACAACACUAAGCCUGUUUUCACAGCCCAGUUCCACCCUGAGGCCAAAGGCGGUCCCACGGACACAGAGUUUCUCUUUGAUACCUUCAUAGCCCUGAUCAAGAAAGGAAAGGAUGCCAACAUAGUGUCAGUCAUGCCCAAGAAACCCAGCAGCCGUCCCAGAGCCCAGGUGUCUAAGGUGCUGGUCCUGGGUUCUGGUGGUCUGUCUAUUGGUCAGGCUGGAGAGUUUGACUACUCCGGGUCUCAGGCCAUCAAAGCCAUGAAGGAAGAAAAUCUGAAGACGGUGCUGAUGAACCCAAACAUCGCGUCCGUUCAGACGAACGAGGUCGGCUCCAAACAGGCCGACUCUGUUUACUUCCUGCCCGUCACGCCUCAGUUCGUCACAGAAGUCAUCAAGGCUGAGCGGCCGGAUGGCAUCCUGCUCUCCAUGGGCGGACAGACAGCGCUCAACUGUGGAGUAGAAUUGUUCCAGCGUGGUGUCCUGGAAAAGUACGGGGUGAAGGUCCUGGGAACCCCAGUGGAAUCAAUCAUGGCCACAGAAGACAGACAGCUUUUUGCUGACAAAUUAAUGGAAAUCAAUGAGAAGAUUGCACCCAGUGUCGCUGUGGAGUCGGUGUCUGAUGCCCUGAAGGCAGCAGAAGAGAUCGGCUACCCCGUGAUGUUACGGUCGGCCUAUGCGCUGGGAGGCCUCGGCUCCGGCCUGUGUGUCAACAAAGAGAAGUUAGAGGAAACUGCCCAAAAGGCUCUGGCAAUGAGCAGUCAGAUCUUAGUGGAGAAGUCUUUGAUGGGCUGGAAGGAGGUGGAGUACGAGGUGGUGAGAGACGUGGCUGAUAACUGUGUGACGGUCUGCAACAUGGAGAACUUUGACCCACUAGGCAUUCACACAGGUGACUCAAUAGUGGUGGCGCCGAGCCAGACGUUGUCCAACGAAGAAUAUCAUAUGCUCCGCGAGACGGCCAUCAAAGUGGUUCGUCACCUGGGCAUCGUAGGCGAAUGCAACAUCCAGUAUGCCCUGCACCCGUCGUCUUUGGAGUACUGCAUCAUCGAGGUUAAUGCCCGUCUCUCCAGAAGUUCAGCUCUGGCAUCUAAAGCCACUGGAUACCCACUGGCAUUUGUGGCUGCUAAGCUGGCUCUUGGAAUCCCACUACCAGAGAUCAAGAAUGCUGUGUCAGAGAAGACCACCGCAUGCUUCGAGCCCAGUCUAGACUACAUCGUCACCAAGAUCCCACGCUGGGACCUGGACCGCUUUCAGGGCAUGUCGCGUGAAAUAGGCAGUGCCAUGAAGAGUGUUGGAGAGGUGAUGGCAGUGGGCCGGACCUUUGAGGAGAGUGUGCAGAAGGCCCUGAGGAUGUGUCAUCCAUCAGUAGAUGGCUUUGUGCCCCGGCUGCCACUCAAGAAAGCCUGGGCUGACACCCAGGACCUUCAAAAGGAGCUCGCCGUGCCCUCCAGCACCCGCAUCUUCUCCCUCGCCAAGGCUCUGCACAGUGGCGUGAGCGUCGAUCAGAUCCACCAGCUGACGGCCAUCGAUAAGUGGUUCCUCCACAAGCUCCGCAGGAUAACGCAGCUGGAGCAGCACCUCGCGAACUACACGAGUGACACGGUGCCUGAUGAGCUGCUGCUGAAGGCUAAGCAGGAUGGGUUUUCUGAUCGGCAGAUCGGUCAGUCUCUGGGCUCCAGUGAGCGAGCAGCCAGGGAGCUGAGGCUUUCUCAUGGCAUCAGACCCUGGGUCAAACAGAUUGACACUUUGGCAGCAGAGUAUCCAGCCAUGACCAACUAUCUGUACUGUACCUAUCACGGUCAGGAGCAUGACGUUGACUUUAAAGACCAGGGGAUCAUGGUUCUUGGUUGCGGGCCGUACCACAUUGGGAGCAGUGUGGAGUUCGACUGGUGUGCAGUAUCCAGCAUCAGAACCUUAAGACAGAUGGGCAAGAAGACGGUGGUGGUGAACCACAACCCUGAGACGGUCAGCACGGACUUUGAUGAGUGCGACCGCCUUUAUUUUGAAGAGCUGACCCUGGAGCGCAUUCUGGACAUCACCCAGCAAGAGGGCUGCUCUGGCACCAUUGUGUCUGUCGGGGGCCAGAUCCCCAACAACCUGGCCGUACCCUUACACUUGAACGGGGUGAAGAUUCUUGGGACGAGCCCCCUGCAGAUUGACCGAGCUGAAGAACGCUCUGUCUUCUCCAAGAUCCUGGAUGACCUUGGCGUAGCCCAGGCCCCAUGGAAGGCCCUGAGUUCUCUGGAGGAUGCCUUUGCAUUCGCCAACCAGGUGGGAUAUCCCUGUCUUCUUCGCCCGUCCUAUGUCCUCAGUGGCUCCGCGAUGAACGUGGCGUACGGAGAACAGGAGAUGAAACGCUUCUUGGAGGAGGCCACUCAGGUGUCCCAGGAACAUCCAGUGGUCAUCACCAAGUUCAUGCGGGGCGCCAGGGAGGUGGAAGUGGAUGCUGUGGCCAAGGGAGGCAAGGUUUUAGCCCAUGCCAUAACGGAGCAUGUGGAGGAUGCUGGCGUUCACUCAGGAGAUGCCACCUUGAUGCUGCCAACACAGACCAUCAGCCAAGGGGCACUGGAGAAGGUGAAGACCGCCACCUGUAAAAUCGCACAGGAAUUUGAAAUUUCUGGGCCCUUUAAUACUCAGUUCCUAGUCAAAGGCAAUGAUGUUAUGGUGAUCGAGUGUAACCUGCGGGCGUCGCGCUCCUUCCCUUUCGUGUCAAAAACAAUCGGCGUGGACUUCAUCAACGUGGCAACCAAGGUGAUGGUGGGGGAAGGACUGGAUGAGGCCCGCCUCCCCUCGCUGGAGAAGCCCAUCAUUCCUGUGGAUUACGUCGGCAUCAAGGCACCGAUGUUCUCCUGGCCACGGCUGAGGGAUGCUGACCCUGUGCUGCGCUGUGAGAUGGCCUCCACUGGCGAAGUAGCAUGCUUUGGAGCAAACAUUUAUUCAGCCUUCCUGAAGGCUAUGCUCUCCACAGGCUUCAAGCUGCCACAGAAGGGCAUCCUGAUUGGGAUUCAGCAUUCGUUCCGACCCAAUUUCCUGUCUGCAGCGCAUCAGCUGAAAGAGGAAGGAUUCAAGCUGUUUGCCACCGAGGCUACAUCUGCCUGGCUGUGCGCCAAUGACGUGCCCGCCACUCCUGUGGCCUGGCCCACGCAGAACGAAGGAGACACCAGUUUGCCCAGUAUUAAGAGACUGAUCAGCGAGGGCCAGAUUGACCUGGUGGUAAACCUGCCCAAUAACAACACCCGCCACCUGAAGGAUAACUUCCUCAUCCGCAGACUGGCUAUCGACCACGGCGUCCCCCUCAUCACCAAUUACCAGAUUGUGAAGCUGUUCGCGGAAGCUGUGCGCUAUGCGGGCGAGCUCGACUCCACCAGCCUGUUCCACUACCGGCAGAAGGAAAGUCAACAGAGAGGGUCUGGCCAGCACAGCUAGUGCCUCCUUCACUGCGCCUCCUCUAGUGGAAGCACCUUUCUGUUCACCUCUCUUCAUCCUCUGCUGGUCUAAGGGUUCAGGUCAUAGUAUUUAACACACUCGGUGUCUUGUGAGUUUUAAAAAUGAAGUUACUAAAAGUAAAGCAUUAUACCAAUCUAGAAAUUAAUUAAGUAAUGAGCAAUGAAUGAACUGGUAAUCAAUCAAAAGCCUUUGUUACGACCUAUAAGCCUGUUACUAAAGUGGCCCACAGCGUAAUUAUGCUGCCUUUACCAAAGUGGAUCCCUGAGGUUCACAGGAACUGGUUGUUGCUGUUACACUGGGUUUUUCUUGUACAGUUCCUUUUUGUUAUUUAUGAUCAGUUUUUUUUUUUUUUUUUCAUUUUCUCUCAUUCAGUACAUUCUUUUUAUAUACCAGAUUGUUUUAGCAAAUGUUUACGUUUAGUAUUGUUCACGAUACAAAAUUCACUAUAUGACUGGGUUUUAAAAAGCCUGUCCACUUGAAAUCCAGCACAUUUUCACUGUGGAUUCGCACCUUAAAUGCAUCACAGGGGUGACUUUAAUGCACAGACACACAAAAAGAUGUAAAGCAAAGCCAAAGGUUCACAUUCAUGGUGCUAACUACAGUUCUGAAGGGACGUACAGUUUACAGUAUAAUGUAGCGAGUAAGUAAAGGUAACCAAAGUACUACAUUUCAUAAUACAUGUUAAUCCAUCUGUUUGCUAUCAUAUUAAGGUUGGUUAAGUUUGUAUAUAAUGUUUGUGUCCCACUGAGCCUCAUCUGAGCUUUUAAGUUUACAUUUGUGAGAAUCCACUUGUACACAAUGAAGUCUUGUGUGUUGUUGAAGCAUCCAUUAAAUAUGCUUAUGCUCUGUACAUCAGAGCCUCUUCUGUA
This is a messenger RNA of Betta splendens (Siamese fighting fish), 5590 nucleotides long. RefSeq names its product carbamoyl-phosphate synthase 1, mitochondrial (gene cps1). Gene Ontology annotation, cellular component: carbamoyl-phosphate synthase complex; cytoplasm. The coding region runs from base 180 to 4700 and encodes 1506 amino acids. The record is from RefSeq and is a predicted model, not a curated record. Gene Ontology annotation, molecular function: ATP binding; carbamoyl-phosphate synthase (glutamine-hydrolyzing) activity; metal ion binding. The transcript has 38 exons. Lineage: Eukaryota; Metazoa; Chordata; Actinopteri; Anabantiformes; Osphronemidae. Gene Ontology annotation, biological process: 'de novo' pyrimidine nucleobase biosynthetic process; L-glutamine metabolic process; L-arginine biosynthetic process.